AUGAUUCAUUUCUUCACCGAAUAUGGAGAGGCGAACCUGUACGAGAUCCAAGAGGUUAUCGGCAGGGGAAGCUAUGGUGUCGUUGCGGCAGCUGUCGAUACCCAUACGGGCCGAAGAGUGGCCAUUAAGAAGAUCACAAACAUUUUCGAGCACGUGUUGGAGGCCACCCGCAUUCUUCGGGAGAUAAAGAUCCUCCGCCUGCUCACCCACCGCGAUAUCGUGGAGAUCAAGCAUAUCAUGCUGCCUCCAUGCAAGAGAGAGUUUAAGGACAUAUACGUCGUGUUUGAGCUCAUGGAGACCGACCUGCAUCACGUCAUUCAGACCAAUCGUGACUUGACGCCUGGACAUCAUCAGUUCUUUCUCUAUCAGUUGCUUCGUGGUUUGAAGUACAUGCACUCAGCGAAUGUUUUGCAUCGGGAUUUGAAGCCUAAGAACAUUCUUGCGAAUGCCGAUUGCAAGUUGAAGAUUUGUGAUUUCGGUCUGGCUCGUCCGUCGUUUAGUGAUGCCUCGUCUGUUGUUUUUUGGACUGAUUAUGUGGCCACUCGGUGGUAUCGUGCUCCUGAGCUUUGCGGUUCCUUCUUUUCAAGAUAUACACCUGCAAUUGAUAUCUGGAGCAUAGGGUGCAUAUUUGCAGAGAUACUUACCGGCAAACCAUUAUUUCCCGGCAAAAACGCAAUUCAUCAAUUGGAGCUCAUAACCGAUCUUCUUGGUUCGCCUACUUCCGAAACUAUUUCAAGGAUUCGAAACGAAAAAGCAAGAAGAUUUUUGAGUAGCAUGAGAACAAAAAUGCCGAUACCUCUGUCUCAAAAGUUCCCAAAUAUCGACCCAAAGGCCAUCCGUUUGCUCGAGCGUCUACUUGCUUUCGACCCUAAACACCGUCCUUCGGCUGAAGAAGCACUGGCUGAUCCAUACUUUUACGGGCUGGCUAAUAUAAAGGACGAGCCCUCGACCCAACAGAUUUCGAAAUUCGAUUUCUUGUUCGAUAAGAAGAAGUUAACUAAAGAUGACAUGAGGGAACUCAUAUACAGAGAGAUAUUGGAGUAUCAUCCACGGAUGCGCGAGGAGUACCUCUGCGGCGCGGACCAGGCUCACUUUAUGUACCCAAGUGGACUCGACCAUUUUAAGCAACAAUUUGUCCACCUACAAGAAUACGACGAUCGAAAUCCUUGGCUCAGGCGCUAUUUCUCAUUGCCAAGAGAACGCGUUUGUUCCUCUAUAGACGAGGAUUCGAACGAACGCAAUAAAGAUCAAAAAACGAUUGAUAUUCGGCGCCCAAGCCUUAUUCCGUAUCCCAAGAAGCAAUCAGAUUUUGGUUGCCCUCCACUGGUUGACCCUCCUGACGUAUCUGAUGUUGGCGUAAGAGCAGUACCCGAAGACAGUAACAUUUCGCGCUGUGUGACCAACGAGUUGGGGGAAUGCGGCCAGCCGGGCGGGGGGGUCAGAUCCUAUUGGCCUCGUCUGCCAUGCUACGUUCAUCUCUUAUGUGAGCCCACGACGGCUGUCAUGGUGUCGACGGUCCGUAAUGCCUACUAG
Striga hermonthica is the source of this 1533-nucleotide messenger RNA. The record is from the annotation of a GenBank genome assembly. NCBI's taxonomy places the organism in Eukaryota, Viridiplantae, Streptophyta, Magnoliopsida, Lamiales, Orobanchaceae.